AUGAGGCUGUCCGUGACUGCCCUGCUGGUUACUCUGGCCCUUUGCUACUACGAGGCCAAUGCAGUUGUCUGUCCAGUAUUUGUUCUGGAUCUGAUAGAGUACUUCUAUAGUCCUGACCCAGUGUACAGGCUGUCACUCGUGAAGUACAAUGCACCUCAAGAAGCCAUGGCUGCCAAGAUUCAAGUGAAGCAAUGCACGAAUGAAUUCUCAUUCCAAAACAGACUACUCAUUACAAAGUUACUGGGGAAAAUACUGGUGAAUUGUUCUGUUACAGAUGUGAAAGGUUUACUAGAUCCUUCUGCGUGA
Messenger RNA from Budorcas taxicolor (takin), 306 nucleotides. RefSeq names its product secretoglobin family 1D member-like. Lineage: Eukaryota; Metazoa; Chordata; Mammalia; Artiodactyla; Bovidae. The transcript is spliced from 3 exons. The record is from RefSeq and is a predicted model, not a curated record. Bases 1 to 306 code for a protein of 101 amino acids.